AUGACUUUAGUAGAGGAAGACUUAGAGGAAAAUGAAAAAGAGCUAGUUGAAGAGAAUCAAAACCUUAAAGAAGAGGCAAAACUACGAUGGAUGCUUACCAUUUAUUGUUCGAAAGACCUUGACAUUAUGAUAAGAGGGUUAUCUAUGAUGGUUACCACAAUACUUACACAUUUAUGUUUAAGAAAAGUUACUAGUUGGUCUACCACCGAUGAGGGAUAUUUAACACUACAUAGACCUUAUCCCAAGAUCUAUUCUACCCAACAAGAUGACUUGCUAGACCAACUACAUGGAACAACUAUUUUUUCCAAGAUAGACCGAUGCAGUGGUUAUCAUCAAAUCAGAAUAAAGCCUGAAGAUGAAUGGAAAUAA
Molecule: messenger RNA, 369 nt
Organism: Durio zibethinus
Lineage: Eukaryota; Viridiplantae; Streptophyta; Magnoliopsida; Malvales; Malvaceae
Source: RefSeq, a predicted model, not a curated record